AUGAUCCGCGGAGGGGAAAUCGGCAGAUCGAGCGGGGCAAAGCGGUUUGGGGAGCAAGUUUCAGCGCUGCAGAAUAUGAGAAUGCUUGAGCGAAAGGAAUCUGCAUGUGUAAUUUUCGUCACGGUCGUGGUCUCGUCAUCAGCGGCUCCCCAAGGCUAUCACCUGGAUACACCUUCAGGACCAAGCUUUGGAUUAAGAGGUUCAGGCUCCGGUCUUGGAACAGGAGGUUUUGGAGUAGGCUCAGGAUUUGGAAGAGGAGUUUCGGGGGUAGGGUUUGGAAGAGAAGGGUUAGCCUCAGGUUUUAGCUCAGGAGGAUGCGGGCCCGGAAGGGUGCUGCAUGUUGACGGCAGAUGCGUCACUCCACGCGUCAACCGCAAGGUUUACUUGUAUGACACGCCACCCGUACCAGUGUCCCAUGGUCCCCCACCAUACAUUCCAGAGCCAACCGUUGAGACAAACAUAUUGUUCAUCCGAGCACCAGAACAAGGACAAGGACCAGAUCCUAUUGUUAUACCUCCUCCUAGACAAGAACACGUCGUGUACGUUCUCAACAAAGAGUCGCCACAGCAACAGGAAGUGAUCGAACUCCCAGCUCCCCCAGCAAGCGAACCUGAAGUUUAUUUCGUGAACUACGGUGACGGUGAGAACCCGGUUCUUCCAAGCGGCGUUGAUCUCCAGACUGCCCUGAACGCUGCUUCCCAAGGUGGUGGUCAAGUGGUAGGAGGCGGUGCCGGAGGCGUUGUGGGAGGUUUCGGAAGCAGUGGAGGAAUCGGUGCAUUCGGAGGAAGUGGAGGAAUCGGAAGUGGAGGAAUCGGUGGUUUCGUGGGAGGUGGAGAAAACAGUGGAUUCGGAAGCAGUGCUUUCAACGGCGGUCUCGUGAGCGGUGGCAACAGCGGAGAAUUAGUCGUCAGUGUAGAAGGAUUUAGUGGAGGAUCCAGUGGCGCUUCCUCUCUUCCAAGUCUUUAUUCCGUGCCUUAA
Molecule: messenger RNA, 978 nt
Organism: Penaeus indicus
Lineage: Eukaryota; Metazoa; Arthropoda; Malacostraca; Decapoda; Penaeidae
Product: pupal cuticle protein 36-like
Exons: 3
Coding region: 1-978 (325 amino acids)
Source: RefSeq, a predicted model, not a curated record